CGCGCGGAAACCCCGCGCCCUCAGAAGACGCACAAGAUGGCGGCGAUCGGCGGAUAGACGAACAUUCGCGUAAACACUCGAACCGUUCCGUGCUAAUCUGAGCUAUAACGAGACCUGAAGGCGGUUAAACAUCCGAGCACCGUGCUGCUCGGAUCGGUCGGGGUUGUGUGAGGUUCGGCUCAAUCUGAGGGUUAAUUAACUGCUUUCCUGAGUUUAAGAUGACUGAUAGGAGGUAGCGUCAGCUUUAGGUUUAACGUUAGUGUUGUGAUAUAAACGCUUGUCUUUCCAAGGGUCCGAUCAGACCGGACUUAGGCUCCGGCUCGUUUAGUGUGGAUUAGUCAGGGUUAGGAUGAGCGGCGGCCGGCUGCGCGGAUCUGAGGCGAGGCAGUGCUAGCUUUGUGCGUCAGGACUGCUAGUGCUGGUUCGGUUCGGUUCGGUUCGGUUCGUGCGGGAAAGAUGAGCGACACCCGGCGGCGGGUGAAGGUGUACACGCUGAACGAGGAGCGGCAGUGGGAGGACCGGGGCACCGGGCAUGUGUGCUGCUCGGAGCCGGACUCGCUGACGGUCACCGGCGAGGCUGACGGCUCUCUGCUGCUGGAGUCCAAGAUCAACCCCGACACCGCGUAUCAGAAGCAGCAGGACACGCUCAUCGUCUGGUCCGAAGCGGAGAACUAUGACCUGGCUCUGAGCUUCCAGGAGAAAGCAGGCUGUGAUGAGAUCUGGGAGAAGAUCUGUCAGGUGCAGGGCAAGGAUCCGUCUGUGGAGAUCACGCAGGACCCCGGGGACGAGUCUGAGGAGGAGCGGUUGGAGGACAUGCUGGAGAGCGGUCACCCGCUGGAGCUGCCCCCCUGCGAGCCAGGCUGUCUGGAGGAGCUGGAGGAGCUGGUGAUGUCCGUGCUGCCGUCGCCGGUCCGGCGGGAGAAGCUGGCGCUCGCUCUGCUCAGCUCAGGGUACAUCAGGAAGCUGCUGCAGCUGUUCCGGGCGAGCGAGGAGGAGGGGGACCGCCGGGGCCUGCAGCAGCUGCACCAGAUCGUGCGCGGCCUGCUCCUCCUCAACAAGGCCACGCUGUUGGAGGUGAUGUUCUCCGACGACUGCAUCAUGGACGUGGUGGGCUGCCUGGAGUACGAGCCGGCGCUGCUGCAGCCCAAGAGCCACCGCCAGUUCCUCACCGAGACGGCCCGCUUCAGAGAGGUGAUCCCCAUCAGGGACUCGGAGCUGCGGCAGAAGAUCCACCAGACCUAUCGCGUGCAGUACAUCCAGGACAUCAUCCUGCCCACACACUCCGUCCUCGAGGACAACUUCCUGUCCACGCUGUCCUCCUUCAUCUUCUUCAACAAAGUGGAGAUCGUCAGCAUGCUGCAGGAGGAUGAGAAGUUCCUGACGGAGGUGUUUGCUCAGCUCACAGAUGAAGCUACAGAGGACAGCAAGAGGAGAGAGCUGGUGAACUUCUUCAAGGAGUUCUGUGCUUUCUCACAAACGCUGCAGCCACAGAACAGAGAUGCCUUCUUCAAAACGCUGGCCAAUCUGGGCAUCUUACCGGCGCUGGAGAUCGUGAUGGUGAGUAGGUAUGGGCGAUAUGGGCUUAAAAAUGACGUGCUGCUGAUUAACGUGGUGAUCAAGCAGAUGAUCUGUGAUUCGGACCCGGAGCUGGGCGGUGCAGUGCAGCUCAUGGGGCUCCUGAGGACCCUCAUGGACCCCGAGAACAUGCUCGCUCCGGCCAGCAAAGCAGAGAAGAGUGAGUUCCUGAGCUUCUUCUACAAGUACUGUAUGCACGUGCUGACUGCUCCACUGCUGGCUAACACCGGCGAGGAGGACCCAGAUAUGACGGAGGGAGCGGCUAAACCCAACCCCGUGUGUCCAGAUAACUUCCAGACGGCGCAGCUGCUGGCUCUGAUCCUGGAGCUGCUGACCUUCUGCGUGGAGCAUCACACGUACCACAUCAAGAGCUACAUCAUGACCAGAGACCUGCUGAGGAGGGUGCUGACGCUCAUGAACUCCAGACACAGCUUCCUGGCGCUCUGUGCGCUGCGCUUCAUGAGGAGAAUCAUCGGCCUGAAGGACGAGUAUUACAACCGCUACAUCGUGAAAGGAAACCUGUUCGAGCCGGUCAUCAAUGCGUUGCUGGACAACGGCACCAGAUACAACCUGCUGAACUCGGCCAUCAUCGAGCUCUUCGAGUUCAUCAGAGUGGAGGACAUCAGAUCUCUGAUUGCACACAUCGUGGAUAACUUCUCCACGGCACUGGAGUCCAUCGAGUACGUGCAGACCUUCAAGGGCCUGAAGGGCCGCUACGAGCAGGAGAAGCAGCGGCAGAGCCGAGGAUUUAGCAGGUAUCGCAGGGACGGCCGCUCCUUCCAGGAGGACGAGGACACGUGGCUGAACGAAGACGAGGAAGACGAGGGUGUCACCGACAAGAGCAAGAGUGACUACGGGACGUUCAUGGAGAGCGAGAAAGUGAAAGAGAGUCAGGACAAGGAGAACCAGCCCAAGCGGACCGCAAGCGGCAGCUUCAAGUUCAGCUUCUCUCACUCGUCUGGAGCGGCUAACACGGCUAACGGCUCCAAACCUCCUCCCUCCGCCUCCUCCAGCAGAGCUGCAGCGCCACCUUCAGGCCAGACGGCCCGGACCGGGCUGGUGGACUAUCCAGACGAUGAGGACGAGGAGGAGAGCGCUGACGAGGAGCAGUCACCGCGCAAGAGGCCUCGUCUGGGCUCGUAAAGCCCCAGCAGAACCAGAGAGCUUCCAGUGAGCCAGUCGCAGCGCAGCAGGGGCUGAUGGGAGCGCGCGCAGGCUAGCAGGACUAGCCGCACUGAUCGAGCUGAAGAGCUUCCUUUCUUAGUGAUUUCUUCUGGACGCUUGUGUUUUUAAUGAUUGGCGGGGGUGCGAGCGUCGUUAACCUUUGUAAUCAGACGUCUGGGAUUCAGGCUCGAAGGUGCGGCGCUGGUGGUUUUUAAAUGUGUUGAUUUGUGUGAUUUGUGGAGCAGAGCAAGAGCACUGAUCGAAGGUCAGCUGUGUCUCGUCUGUCUCACUGCGAGAGAACACCGAGUGUGAAAUGAAGCUGAUCGGACUCCAGAUGGGUAGAUGAAAUAUUAAAAGCGGUUUUUGUUGUUCCCCUCAUUUUUGUACACUUUGCUACUAGCACCAUCUCCGUUAAAGAGCAUUUGUAUGAAUUUGAUAUUUUUUACAAUUUUCCGAUUAAAUUUGGUCCUGCAAUUAAA
Messenger RNA from Sinocyclocheilus rhinocerous, 3218 nucleotides. RefSeq names its product protein phosphatase 4, regulatory subunit 3B (gene ppp4r3b). Gene Ontology annotation, molecular function: protein phosphatase activator activity. The transcript is spliced from 15 exons. The record is from RefSeq and is a predicted model, not a curated record. Gene Ontology annotation, cellular component: nucleoplasm; protein phosphatase 4 complex. Gene Ontology annotation, biological process: DNA damage response; protein dephosphorylation. The coding region runs from base 457 to 2718 and encodes 753 amino acids. NCBI's taxonomy places the organism in Eukaryota, Metazoa, Chordata, Actinopteri, Cypriniformes, Cyprinidae.